AUGUCAGGAACAGGAGAAGAUGACCGUGUGGAGAAGCCGGAGGAAGCACCACGCGGUGUUGGCGGUGAGGAGCAUGACAAGGACGAUGCGGUAGCUCACGCGAUCAAGGCUAACGAUGGAGACGCUCACACAGCCUCACGUGUAGACGCUACGAUCGACGAUGAUGACAUGCAUGGAGCUCUGCCGCCUGCAGAAGAUGAGCAGGACGACGAGGACGAGGACGAGGACGAGGACGGAGACAGCGGGGGCCUACUAUAUCCCGAGCCAGACCAAGACGCACCACUGUUACCACCAUCCGACUUCCGUCCAUUCUUCACCUUAGUCGAAGAUGACACCGGCGAGCACCAUCACCCGAAUGUCCACUACGUCUUCGCCGACGAUGAUCCUGACAUCUUGACAUCGGCUGCUCUGGAAACGCUGCAGGAGUCGAAGCACGAGAGCAGAGUGGAGCAGCGCUUCGUGAUCCUAGACCUUGCAGCAGAUGGUACGGAGCUCGUCUCAGCGACAUCGUUGUCGCCAGACUGGCAAGCUGUGCAAACGAAGCUCACAGCCGCGCCAAGCUGGGGUGGACAUGACGGGAAGAGUGCAGACAAAGGAAUGAUGCUCACCAUAUCGGGACGAGAAGCGAGGAAAGAGGGCGCGGGCAAGGACAAGAUACGGAAGGGCGACAUUGAUGCAUUGCUGAAGGCGUUCGACGAGCAUAUGGGGAGCUUGGAUGGAGUUCUUGUCACGGAGGAGACGGAUGCGAUUAUGGAUACCCCAGCUGCUGAUGAGGCGGCUUGA
Molecule: messenger RNA, 783 nt
Organism: Fulvia fulva
Lineage: Eukaryota; Fungi; Ascomycota; Dothideomycetes; Mycosphaerellales; Mycosphaerellaceae
Exons: 2
Coding region: 1-783 (260 amino acids)
Source: RefSeq, a predicted model, not a curated record